UGAUUAACUCCCCAGUCAAUAAACUGCAAGCUUUUGACAUACUGCAUUUUUAGAACGUUAUUUUUCACUGCUGUGUGUUCAGCCAAAAAAGCUGCAAAUUAUGUUCAAAUUUCAAGUGAGAUCAUUUAAAAUGAUUACAACCAGUCUUACCUGUAACAUGCUCUUCAGGGGAAUAGCAGCUAAAGUGGUAUCUUAUGAACAGUUGAAGCAGAUGAUCAAAGAUCGUGCCAUCCAACUUUAUGAUGUGAGACAGCCAGAAGAGAUGGCUAAGGGCAAGAUUCCAACUUCAAUCAACAUCCCCUUAGGUCAGCUUGAGACUGCUCUUAAGAUGGAUGUGGCAACAUUUCUGGAGAUAUACAAGGUGCAGAAGCCAAAAAAGGAGACUAUUAUUGUAUUUCAGUGUCAAACUGGUGUAAGGAGUGCAAGUGCCGUAGAAAUAGCCCAGAAUCUGGGAUUUUCCAAAGCUUGUCACUAUAAAGGAGGCUACACUGAAUGGGCAAAGCGUGAAGGACACUGAUCACAACAUGGGAAUUUCUGUGAUUGAUCAAUGAGUUCCGAUCCAACUCUUAUUAAAUACAUUUAAUAACUCAA
This is a messenger RNA of Pristis pectinata (smalltooth sawfish), 591 nucleotides long. Its product is annotated as thiosulfate:glutathione sulfurtransferase. The coding region runs from base 101 to 517 and encodes 138 amino acids. Gene Ontology annotation, cellular component: mitochondrion. Lineage: Eukaryota; Metazoa; Chordata; Chondrichthyes; Rhinopristiformes; Pristidae. Gene Ontology annotation, molecular function: thiosulfate-cyanide sulfurtransferase activity. The record is from RefSeq and is a predicted model, not a curated record. The transcript is spliced from 4 exons.